This is a messenger RNA of Eutrema salsugineum, 576 nucleotides long. RefSeq lists its product as uncharacterized. The coding region runs from base 1 to 576 and encodes 191 amino acids. The transcript is spliced from 2 exons. Lineage: Eukaryota; Viridiplantae; Streptophyta; Magnoliopsida; Brassicales; Brassicaceae. The record is from RefSeq and is a predicted model, not a curated record.
AUGGUAGCCAAGCUCUUCAUCUUGCAUGUUGGAAUAUUUGGUCUUCACCGGAACAGUAGAGUCCCUUUGAAGUGCGCUAAAAGGGUGUUAGAUGAAGAAGCUUUUGAGAAUUCACAGUGGAGUUGGCUUGCUUUCAAGAUUUUAGUAGAGUCCAUUAGAGUUGCUUCUUUUGAUAGAGAUAGUUAUACUCUUCAUGGAUUUGUGCAUGCGGUGCUUAUUUGGGCAUAUGAGUCAGUGUCUAUAUUGGGAGAACAGUUUGAGAAGAGAGUACAAAACGACCAAAAUCCUGAUACAAUUCCUCUCCUACGGUGGCAUUCAUCUCGUCCGCGUUUCAAUCUUGAGAAUGUUAUGGAACAGGGGAAACGUUCGUGUAAGCCAUUUGAGGUGAAUCCGGUGGAGGAGAUAUAUCCAUUUUGGCCUGAUGAAGACGCUAACCCAAAUGUUGAUAAGAAGCUGGAUAACAUGAUCCUAGAAAUUCUUGAUGGGUACUUGGAUGAGUCGUUUUGGGCAAACUGUGAACCCGCAAUCAAGUUAUCCAAGAAAGAAAAAAGGAAGAAGCAUGUUGUUAUGAUGUAG